Molecule: messenger RNA, 936 nt
Organism: Colletotrichum orchidophilum
Lineage: Eukaryota; Fungi; Ascomycota; Sordariomycetes; Glomerellales; Glomerellaceae
Exons: 2
Coding region: 1-936 (311 amino acids)
Cellular component (GO): mitochondrial inner membrane
Molecular function (GO): S-adenosyl-L-methionine transmembrane transporter activity
Source: RefSeq, a predicted model, not a curated record
AUGUCGACUGGGGCUGGAAUUGAAUCGGUGGUCUCGGCCGCAGCAUGCGCCGCGUUGAGCGUGGACUUUCUAGUCCAUCCCAUGGACACGCUCGUCACGCGGAUGCAGUCGCCAAUGUACACGACGCAGUACAGGACCGUCAACGGCGCCGUAAACCGGACCCUAUUCCUCGGGCUGUACCAGGGCUUCGGCCCCACGAUCAUCACCAGCGUACCGUCAUCGGCCGCCUUCUUCACCAUUUACGAGGGGCUGAAGAGCUAUGCCCUGCGCGCAAAGUCUGAGGGGCGCCUUUCUGGCGUUCCUCUGCCCGUCCUUUAUGGGGCUAGCGGUGCGGCGGCUAGUCUCGUCAGUUGCGCCAUCACCAACCCUGCCGAGGUCCUGAAGCAGAAUGCGCAGGUGUGUACGAGAGAUGUGCGCUCGUUGGGAGGCGUUGGUGGUGCGUCUCCGACCAUCAGCACGUUGAGGCGCUUCGCGAAGCAGCCGAAGAAGCUGUGGGCUGGGUAUACGGCUCUCGUGGCGAGCGACCUGCCCAAUACCACGUUGACGUUUUGUCUCUACGAGACCCUCAAGGAACGUUUCAUCGGAAGGGAUUUCAAGGGCCAGGAGAGGGGUACUUCGCAUCAGGUACUCGCGAGCGGACUCUGCGCCGCUGUUGCUGGGAGCGCGUCGUCGAGUCUGUUUGUGCCCAUUGACGUGGUCAAGACGAGGAUGAGGCUGGCGGCUGGCGGAGACGUGGUUGGCAAUGACAGGUCUCUGCAGGCAUCGAGUAUUUCUCCCCGUGCAAAGAUUGGUCCGAUUGCGGUGGCGAAGGGCAUUAUCUUGAAAGAGGGUGUUCGUGGUCUGUUUAGAGGUGCCACGGUGACGAUUCUGGCGUCGGCUGUUGGCGGUGGACUGUAUAUUAGCUGUUACGAAGCGAUCAAGAUUUAUCUGAGCUAG